CACUUCAGAUAUUUCCGAAUGUCGGCCGGUAGAUUCGACGAUUUAGUUCGCCGUGUGCAGCCAUUUAUCAUACAUCAGUCUACGCACAGUAUGCCUGUAGACAUUAGGCAGAGACUGGCAAUCACGCUUCGAAUUUUAGCUUCAGGUGGAAGCCAACAGGCUGUAGCAGCUAGCUACAAACUGUCUUCAAGCACUGUGUCUUCCAUAGUCGCUGAGGUAUGUAAAGCUUUGUGGAAGGCGCUGCAGCCAGAGUUUCUUCCCUGCCCAUCAGUCGCCCAAUGGGAAAAUAUUGCUGUUGAUUUUUGGCGACUGUGGAACUUUCCGAACUGUGUUGGCAGCGUAGACGGAAAGCAUGUGAACAUAAAAGCACCACCGCACGCAGGGAGCGACUACUACAAUUACAAGGGCGCACACUCCAUAGUUCUGAUGGCUACCUGCGACGCCAGAUAUCGCUUCCCCAUGCUGGAUGUGGGGGGAUACGGAAGGGAAAGUGACAGUGGUGUAUUCAAGGAGAGCCGAUUUGGUUCUAGGCUUCUUGAACACAACCUGAACCUGCCCCCACCAGCCAAUCUUCCUGGAACAGGAGUCAAAAUCCCACAUGUUAUCAUUGGUGAUGCUGCAUUCCCUCUACACAACAACCUCAUGCGCCCCUUUCCAGGGACGAACCUGCCCAUGGAUAAGCAGACCUACAACUACCGUCACUCCAGAGCCAGACGGGUGAUUGAGAAUGCAUUUGGCAUUUUGGUUGCAAGGUGGCGAAUCCUUGGACGACCUCUAGAAUGUCUGCCAGACAAAGCAGUAGACAUUGUGAAAGCAUGUUCGGCUUUACACAACUUCCUGGCCUACACAGAUGAGGUCAGCACACCUGUUAGCAGAUACAUCCCUGCUAAUUUCACAGACACUGACACUACAGGGUCACCUCAGCUGGGGGAGUGGCGCAGAGUGGUGUCAGGGGACACAAAUCUUUUAGAACCACUCGAUCCACGUCACUUUUCAAGAGCUGCAGUUGGUGUCCGGAAUGACCUGACUGCCUUCUUUCAGUCACCCGUAAUAUUUUAUUUUUAA
Molecule: messenger RNA, 1065 nt
Organism: Cyprinus carpio (common carp)
Lineage: Eukaryota; Metazoa; Chordata; Actinopteri; Cypriniformes; Cyprinidae
Product: putative nuclease HARBI1
Exons: 2
Coding region: 19-1065 (348 amino acids)
Source: RefSeq, a predicted model, not a curated record